AUGCUAGCCUGCUUACCGAGUUCUCUAUUUUUCGCUUGCACCUCUCUUCAACUGCUCGCCCCCACCAGCUGCGCCGGGUUCUUCAAGAGAUCGAUUCGACGGAAUCGGCAGUACACCUGCAAAUCGCGAAAUGGCUCGGAAUCUGGGUGUCGUGUUGACAAACCCCACAGGAACCAGUGUCGAGCUUGUCGACUGAAGAAGUGCCUGGAGGCGGGAAUGAAUCGCGACUCAAAGGCGUCACGAAAGAAAGAACAUCGCGAGGUUUCGCGAGCCGCUGGCACAGACAACUGCGGCACCUGUGGAGAGGCAGAAGUUGGGCUGGCCAAGGCGCCGGAGUUAACAGCAAUUUUUCCCACAGUGAAACCGUUUUUUGUUGUUGUUAUCAUCGCCCGGCCGCGUGGUGCCAAAUUCCCACGGCGGGGCCACCAGCCUGACAUGUCGUCUCCUCGCUCCAUGCCACAGGCCAUCGUGCAUUUCCAGUCAAUCAACUGCCUUUACUAA
Molecule: messenger RNA, 501 nt
Organism: Mesocestoides corti
Lineage: Eukaryota; Metazoa; Platyhelminthes; Cestoda; Cyclophyllidea; Mesocestoididae
Source: the annotation of a GenBank genome assembly